UAGCCGGAGCAACGCGGAACGUUCGGAAUGUCUCGCACAAACUGUUGCAUCGUAAAUUGUAGCAACACAUACAAGAAGUGCCCGCCAGGAACCAAGUUUUUUCGGUUUUCGACGCGGCCGUGCUUCCAAGAUCAAAGAGAGCGGUGGAUUCGCAGCGUACGUCGUGUCAAUGGCGAUGGAACUGAGUGGCAACCAUCCAUGUGGUCAAAGAUAUGCAGCACUCACUUUGUGGGCGGUAAACCGUCGACAGACCCUUCUUCUCCGUCCUACGCCCCGACCAUCUUUCCGUCGUCGUACCGCAACGUGAGCACGAUUGUCCAGGACAAAAGCAACCGCUACAAUCGGCGAGCCACAUUUGUGAUUUCACAACUUUUUGUUCGUUUCCUUUCACAAACAUUUGAAUAUUUAAUUUCGGUGAAGGCGGCUACAUGAAUUCAGAACUAAACCAAUUUGACAAAAAUUUGAUUCUUCUACAAAGCUGGAGAAAGCGGGCAUACACUCCUAUGGAACUGAUGACGCCAUGUGCUACAGUGACACACCAGAUGAGGCUCCAUGCAAUGAAACGUUGGUGUCAUCUUUUCUGAGUGAAGCAGAUGCUGGCCAGAUGCAUGAGCUCGUUCCUGAUGCCCCCAAAAGAGACAUGUGAAAAAGGCAUUGGAACCGUAAAUGCAGAUCAGUUUCAGCCGAGAGGCUUCCGUGGCUACGACUCUGUGACAUCUGAAAGCGACCAUGCUGAAGUCCUAAAGGACCUGACAGGAGUGUCUCCUACCUGCUUCGCAGUUCUGCUGGGGUUGUUGACACAGGUGAAGACUCCACGUGCAAUGGACAUCAGCCGUGAGAGUCGCCUUCUGCUUUUCUUAAUGAAGAUGAAACAUGCCCUGACAUUUGCUGCGCUGGGUGCCCUCUUCAGUGUACACCGCACGACAGCUUCCCGCACAUUCUAUGCCACUCUGGACACAUUGUAUUCGAAGACGCAAGGGUGGUUAAUAUGGUUUCCACGAGAGGUAGUGCAAGAGACGAUGCCCCAUUCUUUUCGGGAAAAGUACCCAACAUGCAGGGUAAUCAUAGAUUGUACAGAAGUGCCAAUUGAAAAGCCCCCUGAAGUCAGUGAACAAGUUAAUUGCUGGAGCAGCUACAAGAGCAACUUCCCAUUGAAAUUCCUAGUUGGUGUGACCCCUUGCGGCUUCAUAUCAUUUGUUUCCCGUGUCUUUGGAGGGCGCUCAAGUGACACUUACAUUACAGCAAACUCUGGAUUGCUAGACUUGCUCGAACCCAAUGAUCUUGUGAUGGCUGACAAAGGAUUUCCCCAUAUCCGGUGUGACCUAGAUGCACGCCAGGUUACGCUGGAGAUCCCACCUUUUGCUCGAAUGAAUGAGCAAUUCACAACUUUAGAAGUGGAACGUACCUACAAGAUAGCUUCCCAUCGUGUUCACGUAGAACGCUGCAUUCAAAGAAUCAAAAUAUUUAACAUCUUGAAUGCAAAGUUGCCCCAAGAGCUCAGAAAUCAUGUGGACAAAAUAGUAACUCUAUGCUGCGUUCUUGCAAACAUGCAGAAGCCCAUAUUUAAAAAUCUGUGAAGAAAGAGAACAGAGAAAUAUAUGACUCAGGGGAAAAGUGCUGACGCCAGGAAUUAAGCCUAGACCUUCCUGAAUUCUGGUUAGGGACGCCACUGUUGCACCACGACAGCAGCACAUUCUCCUGAGUUAGAAGGCUUCAAGUACGAAGAGGACGGACAACCAAUCACAUUCCUCCCAUUCUCUGUUACAUCUUUCUCAUUCGCUCAUACAUUCAGACAUGAGGCAGGGCGUCAUCUUGUUGGUCCAAGGUAAAGAAGCAUUAGUCAAGGCAAUGUAAUUUAACUGAUUCUGUGUCGUCCAUGUCUGUAGCCUGCCUCUGCUAAUUCUCGUCAUUUACACAAGAUAUUGCCCUGCCUCGUGUAUGAAUCUGUGCAUGAGUGAGAAUGGAAAGAACCUGAUUUGUUGCCCUUCUGCUCUGUACUUGGGCACCCUAACUCAGAAGAAAGCCCAGCUGUCAUGGUUU
Ornithodoros turicata is the source of this 2040-nucleotide messenger RNA. RefSeq lists its product as uncharacterized. NCBI's taxonomy places the organism in Eukaryota, Metazoa, Arthropoda, Arachnida, Ixodida, Argasidae. Bases 594 to 1577 code for a protein of 327 amino acids. The transcript has 5 exons. The record is from RefSeq and is a predicted model, not a curated record.